GCCCGGGCCAGCCCACAGCUACACGCAGCUUCGCCAGUUCCCCUGCCGUCGCAGCUACAGCAGGGUCGGGAUGGGGCAGUGGAGGGGGCACAGGGGUUUCACUAGGAGCCUUGAUUGUUAGCUCCCAGGUCUGGGUGCCUGCAGCCGGCGUGAGCAGCUUGUACCUAGCGCGGGUCUGCAGUGACAGAGCAGCGGAGGGAGGCUGGGCUCAGACUCAAGCCAGGACCCGGGACGCAGGAGUCAUGACGGACACCAGCCACAAGAAGGAGGGCUUCAAGAAAUGUAGGAGCGCUACUUUCAGCAUCGACGGGUACAGCUUCACCAUCGUUGCAAAUGAAGCAGGAGACAAGAAUGCCAGACCACUUGCCCGCUUCUCCCGGUCUAAGUCACAGAACUGUCUGUGGAACUCCCUCAUUGAUGGCCUCACUGGGAAUGUUAAGGAGAAGCCACGGCCAACAAUUGUCCAGGACACCCGACCCCCAGAAGAAAUUCUGGCAGAUGAAUUGCCACAGCUGGAUAGCCCAGAAGCAUUGGUGAAGACAUCCUUCAGGUUACGGUCUUUGGUCAAGCAAUUAGAGCGAGGAGAGGCAUCUGUGGUAGAUCUUAAGAAGAAUCUGGAAUAUGCAGCCACAGUGCUUGAAUCUGUAUAUAUUGAUGAGACAAGGCGACUGCUGGAUACAGAAGAUGAGCUUAGUGACAUUCAGUCAGAUGCUGUGCCUUCUGAAGUUCGGGAUUGGCUGGCCUCCACCUUCACACGGCAGAUGGGAAUGAUGCUUAGGAGAAGCGACGAGAAGCCCAGGUUCAAGAGCAUUGUCCAUGCAGUGCAAGCUGGGAUAUUUGUGGAGAGAAUGUACAGACGGACAUCAAACAUGGUUGGGUUGAGCUAUCCACCAGCUGUAAUCGACGCAUUGAAGGAUGUGGACACGUGGUCUUUUGAUGUCUUUUCCCUCAAUGAGGCCAGUGGAGAUCAUGCAUUGAAGUUCAUUUUCUAUGAAUUACUCACACGCUAUGACCUGAUCAGCCGUUUUAAGAUACCCAUUUCUGCACUUGUCUCAUUUGUGGAGGCCCUUGAAGUGGGUUACAGCAAGCACAAAAAUCCUUACCAUAACCUGAUGCAUGCCGCUGAUGUCACGCAGACUGUGCAUUACCUCCUUUAUAAGACAGGAGUAGCAAACUGGCUGACAGAGCUGGAGAUCUUUGCAAUAAUCUUCUCGGCUGCCAUCCAUGACUAUGAACAUACAGGAACUACCAACAAUUUCCACAUUCAGACACGGUCGGAUCCAGCUAUCCUGUACAAUGACAGAUCUGUACUGGAGAACCACCACCUGAGUGCAGCCUACCGACUUCUGCAGGAAGACGAAGAGAUGAAUAUUCUAGUCAACCUCUCAAAGGAUGACUGGAGGGAGUUCCGAACUUUGGUAAUUGAGAUGGUAAUGGCCACAGAUAUGUCCUGUCAUUUCCAGCAAAUCAAAGCCAUGAAGACAGCCCUGCAGCAACCAGAAGCAAUUGAGAAGCCGAAAGCCUUAUCCCUCAUGCUGCAUACAGCCGACAUCAGCCAUCCUGCGAAAGCAUGGGACUUGCACCACCGCUGGACCAUGUCUCUCCUGGAGGAGUUCUUUAGACAGGGUGACAGAGAAGCAGAGCUGGGGCUGCCGUUUUCUCCUCUGUGUGACAGAAAGUCAACCAUGGUUGCUCAGUCACAAGUGGGUUUUAUUGACUUCAUCGUGGAACCUACCUUCACUGUGCUCACGGAUAUGACCGAGAAGAUUGUGAGUCCCUUAAUUGACGAAAACUCCCAGACUGGUGGGACAGGCCAGAGGCGAUCAAGUUUGAACAGCAUCAACUCAUCAGAUGUAAAGAGGUCAGGUGUCAAGAGUUCUGGGUCAGAAGGAAGUGCUCCCAUCAAUAAUUCUGUCAUCCCUGUUGACUACAAGAGUUUUAAAGCCACUUGGACCGAGGUGGUGCAGAUCAACCGGGAGCGAUGGCGAGCCAAGGUACCCAAAGAAGAGAAAGCCAAAAAGGAAGCUGAAGAGAAGGCUCGCCUGGCUGCUGAGGAAAAGCAAAAGGAAAUGGAAGCCAAAAGCCAAGCUGAGCAAGGCACAACCAGCAAAGCUGAGAAAAAGACAUCAGGAGAAGCAAAGGGUCAAGUCAACGGAGCGCGUAAGGGUGACAACCCUCGUGGGAAGAACCCCAAAGGCGACAAGGCAGGCGAAAAGCAGCAGAAUGGUGACUUGAAAGACAGUAAAAAUAAGGCAGACAAGAAGGAUCACUCCAACACCGGAAAUGAGUCAAAGAAAACAGAUGAUCCAGAAGAGUAGAAAAGACCUCACAUAGACUGAGGCUGCCAGUGUCUCCCGCCAUUUUAGCUGAGCUUCUCCAUUCUCCUCCUCCCACAAAGACUCCUAUCUGGGGAAGGUGUACAGCUUUCAAAGCCAAGCCCCAUAUUUGGCCUUCUCUCGUCCUCCCAAGGACCUCUGGGAGUUGGGUUGUGGGCUUAGAAUUCUGGGGGAUUUCUUUCCCUGAAUACACAAAACCCAUGUGUGGGUCCUUGUAUUCUGCUUAUUUUCAUUUUGGUUUUGCCCCAUCCCCACCACAACAGGAAUCAAACACAAAAGGCUAUUUGACAAUCCAUUACUAAUAAUUUGGCUGUCUGGACCUGGUGAAAGGCUGACAUCCUGGAUGCACUAAAUGAGGCCUGGAGACUGCCAUUUUGUUUUUGUUAGUGCUGUUACCUUAGGCUGUUGCCUUUCCCACUGACUCCUGAUGGUGAAUAUCACCAGGCUUGCCUUCAUCACAACGAAAGUGAAAUGUCAAUCUCCAAUUCUUCUUCUUCUUCUUUUUAAAUCAGUUGAGAACUUUUUUUUUUUCAGUUUACUUUAUGAGUUAAAGUUAAGAACAAUUUUUUUCCAUUUGUGUAACAUGAAAUAUUGUUUUUUAAGAAGAACUUAUACUAAAGGACUCUGUAUUUGAUGCUUAAUUUAUUAUCUGUAAACUCAUGAAUAUAAACUUGAAUGUGUUAGUUGAUGACCAUACUGCCAAGUGGUUUCCCCGGGGCUUUCACUGGGUAGUACCUAUCACUACAAUGUCACUGAAAUAUUGACCAUUGCCUUGUCAUUUUCUUUUGAGUAUCUAUAAAUUGGCCUCAUUAAUUAAAAAAAAAAUGUUUUAAAAACGGAAGUGAUAAGGGAUCCAGAAUCAGAGAGAUGAGUAAGGUAAUACUUUUCAUUUAAGUGAGAUUUUAACACAACAAAGGAGUUGAUUAAUAGCACAGAUACACUAUAAAGAUAAGAGGUUUGACAGGGAAAGGGAAUAGAAAUAGAUUGUCUGGAAGCCAAACAGAAAGUGGGAUCCAGUGGAAUGCAAGGAAGGUAUGAUUUUUCUCCCAUGGUUUGAUUUGGAUGUAUUUUUCUUAUGUAGUGUUAGGUCCCUUCUGAAAGUAAUGCAUGUCCUAUGGGAUUAAUGUCAGGAAGAGAAUGAACUAGGUGACAGGCUUAGAUGAAUUCUACAUAUUUCACUUCUACAUUAAAAGCAUAAAGUCAGAUAUUUUAAAGUAUCUGUAUUGCUGAAAUAAGUUACUGGUGUUUCUUCAGAGGUUAAGGACGACUGUGUAUGUAUGGUUCUUGGGACCUCUUGGCUCACAGAAACAGGCUUCAGCAGGAAGAUGGGAAGAAAGCUGUUGCCUGGACCACACAAGGCCUGAUGUUUCCCAACUUUUCUCUGUUGGUUGUGUAUUUGGCCUCAUCACAACACUGACGCUUCUUCACUGCUCUACCUGCUUUUCUAAAUAAAUCACGAGGUUUCAGAUUUAAAUGACUUUGGGAGCAUAGAGGGAGGGGCAAAUGUAUGAUUAGAACAAGCCAUUAAUAUCUAAUCAUUGCAAUACAGGGCAGUUUGAUGGGCCGUGAUAUCAAUGAGACAGUGGGAAAGAGUGAGGAUCUUGGGGCACUGGAGAGGUGUGGCUGUGAGGGAAGAGUGAGGAUGCUCAGGACUUGAUGAAGCUGGGUAUUGGUGAACAGUAAGGAUGGGGAGAAACUGCUGAGGGAGAUGCUGUGGUAAGAAGG
Messenger RNA from Arvicanthis niloticus (Nile rat), 4061 nucleotides. The record is from RefSeq and is a predicted model, not a curated record. NCBI's taxonomy places the organism in Eukaryota, Metazoa, Chordata, Mammalia, Rodentia, Muridae.